Molecule: messenger RNA, 1969 nt
Organism: Scleropages formosus (Asian bonytongue)
Lineage: Eukaryota; Metazoa; Chordata; Actinopteri; Osteoglossiformes; Osteoglossidae
Gene: pld4
Product: phospholipase D family member 4
Exons: 12
Coding region: 272-1780 (502 amino acids)
Molecular function (GO): catalytic activity
Source: RefSeq, a predicted model, not a curated record
CAACGGUGCCAGCUCGCUGAGGCUGAACCGGCAGUGGCCGUUCAUAUCUCGUUUGAUGGGGUGUUCCUUCCUCUGUCCAACGUGAAGAAUGAAGAAGCCAGAAGCGAGGCGGCCCGCUUGAAAGACAGCUGGUCCGCCAACGUGGUCAUGCCAGCCUGGGAAACAGUGGGUGUGUGGUGGCAGCCUGCCGGAUGACAGGGACUUCAGACAUCGGCCAUACAGCUGGGUUCGAGUCGUCAACAAAUGACCCCCAACGAAGACUAGACCCAGGAUGUCCUCUCCGUACAGGAAUUUACAUGACAAUUAUGUUCCCAACCAUUGGAAUUGGAGGGAACUCGUGUUUUACGCGGUGCUCGCGGGGUGUCCGUUCCUCUUGGGGGUGAUUGUCUACGUCUCUCUUGUGGAUAAACCCAGUCAUGAACUGACUGACCUUGGUGACACAGACAGAGACAAUAUCCAGAGACAGUGGGAUCCAACAGAUGAUGAGCACAGGAGGCGAUGUUUUGCUAAUGAUCAGUGCAGGAUGGUGUUAGCCGAGAGCAUUCCUCUGUACAUGAAGUAUGAUGACAACGCCACCUUUGGGCUUCCCAUGUACAAAGUGUGGAAAGAUCUCCUUGCUAAGGCAACAAACAGUGUUGAUGUGGCAUCUUUCUACUGGACGCUAACAGGCCCUGAUAUCAGGGUCAACUCUUCCACUGACCAGCUCGGCAGAGAUAUUCUGGAGGUCUUUAAGGAGAUGCCCUCUAGAAAUGUCUCUGUGCGGGUGGCAGUCAGUAGUCCAUCUGUGGCACACGACUCCACUGAUCUGGAUGUGUUGCAGACGAAAGGAGUCCAAGUAAGGAUGGUUAACUUUGGCCGUUUGACAAAGGGAAUACUCCACACCAAGCUCUGGGUCGUAGACAUGAAGCACAUAUACAUUGGAAGCGCCAACAUGGACUGGAGAGCUUUGACGCAGGUUAAGGAGCUUGGCGCAGUUAUCUACGACUGCCCCCUUUUAGCCCAGGACCUCCAGAAAAUAUUCCAGUCGUACUGGGUUAUGGGUGAUGUCAAUGCCUCCAUCCCGGACCCCUGGCCUCCAAGCUUCGACACCUCCAUCAACAGGGAGAACCCCCUGUUGGUGAACGUGAGUGGUGUGGCCAGUCGGAUCUACAUCUCUGGUUCCCCUCCUUCAUUCUGUCCAAAUGGGAGAACAAGGGAUUUGGAUGCCAUUCUUUCUGUGAUCAAAGAGGCAGAGCAGUUCAUCGAUGUGGCCGUAAUGGAGUACUUUCCGACGUCCCGCUUUACAAAGCCUCAGAGUUACUGGCCUGUACUCGAUGAUGCUCUGAAGAAGUCAGCUUUUGAGAGGCAGGUUCCAAUCCGCCUCUUGGUCAGUUGUGGACGGGAUACUGAUCCAGCCAUGCUUCCAUUCCUGAAGUCACUCAAUGAUCUGCAAUACCCAUCUGAAAACAUCAGCAUUGAAGUGAGGCUGUACAUUGUGCCAGUGGUGAACCAGUCGAGCAUUCCUUACGCCAGAGUGAACCACAAUAAAUACAUGGUGACAGACAAGGUUGCAUAUAUUGGUACGUCUAACUGGUCAGCCGAUUACUUCAACACCACUGCUGGAAUAGGGCUGGUGGUCUCCCAGGACAGUACGAGCCCAGCGUCAAUGAGCCGGACACUUCGGGAGCAGAUGAGGGUGGUGUUUGAAAGGGACUGGAACUCCCAGUUUGCGGUCAAACUCUCCAACUUGAGCCACAACCCUGACUGCACCUUCGCAGGCCUGGCGUCCAGCAAUCUGUGACCAAGACACACCGCCGUCUUUCUGAGAAACGUCCUCUGUCACUGCUGCCCCUGACAGAGUCCUGUCCAAUAACUGCAUUUUUACUACGUCACUAUACACACCUUCCAAAAAACCCUUCAGUUAACAUGUGGAAAGGCAGAAAUUUAACUUUGAGUGGAAAGAUCUAGAACUUCCACGUAUCUUUGUACU